AUGGCACGGUGGAUUGCCGCACAACUUCAGUUCUUCGAGCAGACCUUAAAUCGUCUGCAAACCCUCGACUCCCCACAAUCCCCGAGGACGACAACUCUGGAACAUGUGCUUAGACAAACGCAAACUUCCGCACUUAGAGACAACUCACAACCUGUCAUCAUACUGGCCGCGACGUACUUCAGGAACUACGACAAGGACACAAAGAAGCAUAUGGACAAGCCCCCGAAGAUCAAAGGUGAUCAGUCUAGGUGCUGGCGUCACCUCCUCGACAUGGAAAAGCACAGCUCUAUGCUCUUCUUGUUUGUCCUCCUCUGCACCCCGAAACUGGAUUUCCUUCCGGUGGCAGUGGUCAACCAUAGCCACGCAACCCUUCGCGACGGUGAUCACUGGUACAACCUGUGGGUUCGCGGGUGCCUGGAGAUGUAUUGCAAGGCAUCGGAUGCACGCUUGGAAGAGGUGCAGAUGUGGUUCAAGGAGAUCACAGAGACGCCCCACCAGAUGAAUGUGAAACGUGACUGUCCCAAGAACUAG
Paraphaeosphaeria sporulosa is the source of this 531-nucleotide messenger RNA. RefSeq lists its product as uncharacterized. Lineage: Eukaryota; Fungi; Ascomycota; Dothideomycetes; Pleosporales; Didymosphaeriaceae. The transcript is spliced from 2 exons. Bases 1 to 531 code for a protein of 176 amino acids. The record is from RefSeq and is a predicted model, not a curated record.